CAGUCUGUCGCGUGGACCGAUCGCCGGCCGAUCUCCCUUCUGCACUCUGCGAUGACAGCGCAUUAGUUGCUCGCGCAAGACAACGGAGCCAACGAAAGCUGAUCGGUGCGCAUCGCGAACAGUCGACGUCGUCGUCGUCGUCGCCGUCGUCGAGGAUGGUGGAGAGCGGUUACAGUGGCGACUCAUCGAGAUCGCCAAUGACCGAGUCGUCGCCGUCGCCGCUACAGCACACCUACAAUCCUACGGCGAACACGCGACUGCUGUACUCGCGCUCGCCCGAUCGCCUUCACCACAACCAGCUGAGACUGUCGUCCAACAGCGGGAACAACGGCUCGUCGAGGGUGAGCGGCAGCGGCAGCAGCGCGUCCACUUCGGCGACCUCGCUGUUUACCAUCGACAGUAUUUUGGCGCCGCGGCCGAUGGGAAAUAUCCCGGCCGCUGCCGCGGCGGCCGCCGCCGCCGCCGCUGCCAGUUUGGCCGCGCUUCAGGGCGCCGAUAAUCACGCCGGCGCCGGCAGCAAUUCCGCAUCCGUUGCUGCGGCGGCGGCCAGUGCUCAGGUCAACGUGAACGCGAGGAACGCUGCGGCGGCCGCCGCCGGUGUGCACCCGCUCCAGCAGCAGCUCCAUCACUUGGCUUUCACGUCUGCGGAUUUCCUCGCCGCAGCGUAUCCCGGCCUCUAUCCCAACAGUUACGUGGCCGCAAUGGCAGCGGCGGGCUUGCACAGCCAGCCGGGCUUCUAUCACGGCGCGCACCCUUAUCAAUUGAGCCCGAACGGCGGGCCGGGCGUUGGGCCGAUGGCAAAACGCAAACGACGCCACAGGACCAUAUUCACGGAGGAGCAGCUCGAGCAGUUAGAGGCGACUUUCGACAAGACCCACUAUCCCGACGUGCUGCUGCGAGAGCAAUUGGCGCUGCAAGUCGACUUGAAAGAGGAGAGGAUAGAGGUGUGGUUCAAGAACAGACGAGCAAAAUGGCGCAAGCAGAAGCGCGAAGAGCAGGAGAGGCUGCGCAAACUCCAAAUGGAGCAGCGUACGCGUGCCAAUAGCUCGGCGACCCCGGAUCCCGUUAGUGUCAAUUCGCUACGAGUGUCGGCGGGUCAUUUGGUAACCAGCCGACAGCAGCACAAUGAACAAGAUACCGAUAGCUCGGACCUCGAGGUGGCGUAGUCGUCUGCGAACAAUGCUACUCCAUUCAUCCAUUGUCCCUUCACCGCAGUGUCCCCGCGUUAUUCGUUUCCUGUUUUCGGGGUUGUUGAUUAUACUAAAUCAUGAGAGAUUUAAACUUCCGGUGAUUUAUAUUAUUAUUCCUUUUUCUUUCGAUCCGUACUACGCUAUGGCACGUUACUACCCUGAAGUUAAAAAAAAAACAUUCGGGCUCCCCAGCGACGUAUAUACAUAUAAUACACAAGCUUUGUCUUUCGAGAGAGCAAUCUUACUUUUUUUUAAUGCCAAAACUAUAGCUCUCUGAAAAUAAGUGGCAAGCAUCCAGACUGAAUAAAAAGAAUCUGCGUUCAGAGAGAUGAAAUUGAUAUAAUUGUAUAUAAUGAAUUUUGGACUGCGAAUCAUAAGUUAUAUAUCGAUUUUUAUCGCGAUCUCUUGUUUCUAGUUAGAGAAAAAUUAUUAUAGCAAAGUGUUUUUAGGAACCAUUGACAUCAAAGAGAAAAAAUCUAUUACACAUUCGACAAUCAGUCAUUUCCACGACAAAGAAAAAAAAAAGAAAACGUUUUCCUACAUGCAUAGCGCACACGCGUUCUCAAUUGCGCUCGAAACUUACGUUUUUUCCGUUUCGAUUGCCAAAUGAAAACGAAGAAAGAAAAAAAUACACGUGCGAUAUGUGUGCUACCAAAAAAGAAAAAAAAUAAAAAGAAAAAUAUAAGCGGAUCCUUUUUUUGUAUCACGUCGAGAAUUGACUACAAUGUGGCGAGUUUCCAAUCGAUUUUUAAUCUAUGUGCAAUUCUCUCGAUCGAAUUUUUGAGUGUGUAAAUAUAUAACACAAGUUUAGUAAGUUAGAGAGAGAGAGAGAGAGAGAGAGAGAGUGAGAGAAUGAAACUAUGUAAAUAAAUGCGAUGUUUUGUAAAUACGGUUGUGCGCUGAGUGUGUAUAAUAGCGAGCUAUAAGUCAUAGAACGAAGUAUUAACAAAUUACCAGUGACAGCGAAUUUUUCACUAUUGUUUUUUAUCAUUCCGUUCCCACCGAUGGAAAGUCAUUCAACAGACACGUACGUACUACAAAAGGAAAAUAGGGAGCUUCUUUUUAUA
Molecule: messenger RNA, 2257 nt
Organism: Phymastichus coffea
Lineage: Eukaryota; Metazoa; Arthropoda; Insecta; Hymenoptera; Eulophidae
Gene: Gsc
Product: homeobox protein goosecoid-like
Exons: 3
Coding region: 156-1166 (336 amino acids)
Biological process (GO): regulation of transcription by RNA polymerase II
Molecular function (GO): DNA-binding transcription factor activity, RNA polymerase II-specific; RNA polymerase II transcription regulatory region sequence-specific DNA binding
Source: RefSeq, a predicted model, not a curated record